Molecule: messenger RNA, 823 nt
Organism: Exaiptasia diaphana
Lineage: Eukaryota; Metazoa; Cnidaria; Anthozoa; Actiniaria; Aiptasiidae
Product: snaclec A11-like
Exons: 3
Coding region: 272-823 (183 amino acids)
Source: RefSeq, a predicted model, not a curated record
CAAGCAAACAAACAAAAAACAAGAAACAAAAAACAAAACGAUGAGAAGGACAGAUUUUGAAAUCCUUAAAGAGAUGUUUAAGGUUGUCUAGUGCAUAUAUAAAUAGUCAAUUAGCGUUAUGCACGAGACUGUAAAUAUCUCGUAAGGACGGAACUCAAGAGUUGCUAUAAGCAUAGUGGUAUUUACUUGUAUUUACAAAACGGUAUCGAAUGGUAGAGAAUCUAAUCAAAGCAAACUGCUGAAUUCACCUCAAGAAAGACUUAAUCCAAAAAUGAACAUUUUCACAGAUUUAGGAAAUGGCUGGCUUCGUUAUGGAGAUGCUGCUAUCAAACUCUUUAAAGAGAAAAAAACCUGGGCCGACGCACGAAAUCAUUGUCAGUCAUUAGGUGGUGAUCUUCUCUCUAUUACCAGCUCACACGAGAAUGACUUUGUAAAUGAUGUUUUUGUGGAGAGCCUGAAUUUGACGUACAUUCAGGAAGCUAAAAAGUUCACCUUGCCACACAUACAUUUGAAGCUUAAUGGAGAUGACUCCGAAGAGAUAUUCGAAAAAGGAAAUGAAGUUAACUACACGAACGAUGGAAGAGAGAAAGCWCUUUAUCUAGAUGGGCAAGUGGGUUAUGCUGGAAUGCCAUCCACAAAUUUAAAUCCAGAUGGCUUCACCCUACUUUUUUGGUUUAAAGUAUUGGAACCUCUUGAGUUGGCGUACAUCUUUAGAAUGCUCAAAAAUAACAUUAAAAUAUUGGGAUUUCGUUUUGGAACUGGUAAUUACGUAAAUUACAUAAAACUUUCUUACGAAAGCACAGAUCUUGGAACASUUAGGUAA